GAGAUGAGAAACACGGUUGCAAGCUGUCCCUGAGUCGCUGUUUCUCAGACGAGCGGUGGUCACGCAAUCGGUGCAUCACAUCAAUGGACUGGUCACCACAACAUCCGGAACUGCUGUUGGCCAGUUACCAUACCAAUGCAGAGUCUCCCCAUGAUCCUGACGGCGUAUGUCUCGUCUGGAACACCAAAUUCAGGAAAACUACUCCAGAGUUUAUCUUCCAUUGUCAGUCAGCUGUAAUGUCUGCAACAUUCGCUAGGUUCCACCCCAACCUAAUUCUGGGGGGCACAUUCUCCGGCCAAGUGGUUCUGUGGGAUAAUAGGGUGCAGAAGAGGACACCCAUCCAGCGCACCCCACUUUCAGCUACUGCACACACCCAUCCAGUUUACUGCCUGAGUGUAGUCGGCACACAGAAUGCCCACAACCUCAUCUCGGUAUCCACAGAUGGCCGGUUGUGCUCAUGGUCCCUGGACAUGCUCUCACAGCCGCAGGAGAUACUGGAGCUGCAGCAUCGACAGAGCAAGGCCAUUGCUGCCAUGUGUCUGGCGUUCCCACAUAAUGACGUCAACAACUUUGUUGUUGGCAGUGAAGAGGGUGCUGUCUACUCAGCGUGUCGGCACGGCAGCAAGGCAGGAGUGACAGAGACAUAUGAGGGACAUCAGGCUCCAGUUACAGGAAUAGACACUCAUAAGGUCCAGGAGGGCAUCGACCUCUCCCACCUCUUCCUGACCUCCUCAUUCGACUGGACUAUUAAAUUGUGGAACCUCAAGGAGAACAAGCCGUUAUACUCGUUCGAGGACAAUGGUGACUAUGUUUGCGAUGUGGCCUGGUCGCCCACACACCCGGCAUUGUUUGCGGCAGUGGAUGCUACAGGUCGUCUGGACCUAUGGAACCUCAAUAAUGACACUGAGGUGCCCACAGCCACUGCCAUCGUGGAGGGUAGUCGAGCGCUCAAUCAGGUGUCUUGGACUCCUAGCGGAAACCAAGUGACCUGUGGUGAUGACAUUGGUCGCAUCUGGCUUUACGAUGUCGGGGAGCAACUCUGUCAGCCGAGGAUGGAUGACUGGAACAAGAUGCUUGUAACUCUGCAAGAACUGAAGAACAAUCAGGCGGACGAGGAAAUGGACAAGUUGACCUUGUCUUCUUCAGGACCCAACAGCCUGGCUUCCAUUGUGUCUAGAUAGACUUGCAGAUGAUUUUUGUUGUGCAGUUAACAUGAAAGAAGAAGAAGUAAGCUGUAAAUAUAAGAAAAUUACAGUGUAACAAAAUAAAGUAUAUGCCUCCUUUAUUUAGCUUUUAUGUAAACUUAAUUGUAUAAUGAUCUUUUUUGUUAUUUU
This is a messenger RNA of Homalodisca vitripennis (glassy-winged sharpshooter), 1334 nucleotides long. RefSeq names its product cytoplasmic dynein 1 intermediate chain 2-like. Gene Ontology annotation, cellular component: cytoplasmic dynein complex. Bases 84 to 1181 code for a protein of 365 amino acids. The transcript is spliced from 8 exons. Gene Ontology annotation, molecular function: dynein light chain binding; dynein heavy chain binding. NCBI's taxonomy places the organism in Eukaryota, Metazoa, Arthropoda, Insecta, Hemiptera, Cicadellidae. The record is from RefSeq and is a predicted model, not a curated record. Gene Ontology annotation, biological process: transport along microtubule.